Messenger RNA from Drosophila melanogaster (fruit fly), 2531 nucleotides. It is a transcript of the gene Tsp66A, whose product is annotated as tetraspanin 66A. Bases 1275 to 1985 code for a protein of 236 amino acids. The record is from RefSeq and is marked reviewed. Gene Ontology annotation, cellular component: membrane. The transcript has 14 exons. Lineage: Eukaryota; Metazoa; Arthropoda; Insecta; Diptera; Drosophilidae.
CAAAAAUCUAAAUGUUAAAUUUUUUAUUUUCAUCUGAGCUAUAAUGUGCAUUUGCUCAACUCGUGUACUCAAAAUCGUUCUUUUGGCAUUCAUACAUCUUGCCGCAGGAUUUAAUGGCGCGCAAAUAGCGAAGGACAUUACUUUGCUGGAUAAACUGGUGGGUCACCAUCAUGUUAUGCUUACUAUAAGUCUAGCACUAUGUGUUAUCAUACUAGUUGUUCUCUUAGUUGCCAUUUUUGCUGCUAUUCGUCAUCAUAUAUUGGCUUUAAACGUGACGCUUGUUUUCUUGAUUUUUAAGUGUGUAGCAAAGGGUAUUAUCGUAAUCGUUUGCGUAUUAACCGCAGAAACAGGUAUUGAAAAUACUGCCGCACAUUUUUGGUUCUUUCUAUGCUGGAAAUUCACGUGUUGCUGUAUGCUCUUUAAUCUAUUCUUUUAUAUACGGCUAACAGAGAAUUCAAGACAAGCUGACUAAUUCUUAUAAAGAGUAUUGAUUGUGUUCUUCGAACGAAAUAUUUUCAAAUUCUAUCUUGACAGAAUGUGCUUUUGUCCGACACUUGGUCUCAAAAUUGUACUUUUGUUAGUAAUACCUAUAACCGCAGGAAUUAAUGGUGCUCAAAUAGCCAAAGAUGUUUCUAUAUUGAAUUUAUUAAAGGGAUACCAUUAUAUUAUGCUUAUUAUAAGCCUAUCCCUGUCCGUAGUUAUACUGGCGACUCUGGUUCUUUUAAUAUAUGCGGCGAUCUGUAAUAAAAUUCGAAUUCUGAAAGUGAUGAUCUUUGUUUAUGUAGCCAUCGUCGUGGUGAAACUGAUAAUUCUGUUCGUGUGUCUAAGUACUGAAUUGAAUCCUGACAAGACGACAGCCCAUCCCAUAUUUAUGAUAUGCUGGCUCCUUACGUUCUUAUGUAUGGCCGUUAUAAUAAUAUACUGGCUUCGGCUACAUGACCUUGCCAACGAAGACAAUUAGACUGGUAUUGAAAUGAAUACUAUGAAUACUAUGAAUACUAUCUGGCAUAAACGCAAAAUAUCGUAUUACCUCCUCAUUAGAUCCGUCAUUGUGAUUUUCAGUGAUUAAUGUUAAGAUAUUAACUAUGUCGAAUAACCAACUGCAUUAGAGCAAAAACGGAAACUCACUGGAAACUUCAUUAAUGAAUUCAAUUGGAGUUAAUACCAAAAGCUAGCUGAAUUUGCAAAUUAUAAUGGACAUCGUAUUGUUAUACCAUCGAAAGCAGUGUCAUUUUAGGUCAAAAAUAUAUAUAUUCGUAUUUUUCGGAUAAAAUAUGGUGGAUAAUGAGGAAACGGGAUGCCUUCAAAGAUUACUCAGCGUUGGAAAGCUACAGAUUUGCAAGUUCAUAAUCUACUUUGUGUGGUUGGUCAAUUUCAUUUUCAGCUGUGCGGAUAUUUACAUAUACUAUUUCAUACUGAAGGAACACAUGCCUUGCUGGGAUUGUUUGUUCAGGUCCUACAUGAUAAUCGCUCUAACCGUAAAUGCCCUAAUGGCGCCGCUGCUGAUAGUCGGUUUUUUCUUCAUAUAUUCGCAUUUAUGCCGCGAAAUACGCAUUUAUGCCACAGUACUCUUCCUGGCAACAUGGUUGCAGAUGAUGCUGACUAUACUGUUUGCACAACAGUACCAAAUUGUUGGAGAUGUACUUCGAAUAUGGAUGAAUCGCAAGAGUUUGGAAUUCUACGAAAGUCGCUGCCAGUGCUGCGGAGUUUUGGGACCUGACGACUACAAGUUGGGCGAUCUGAAUAUCCCAAAAUCCUGUUACAAGAAUGGCAGUGAAAGGGAUGAGGACCUGUACCGAUCAGGCUGCUCCACGCGCUCCAUAAAGCCCGCGUCGCCCAUCAUCCAUGUGAUCUCCUUCGUAAUUCAGUAUGUUUUAGUCAUAUGCAUUGAGGUAUUCCUUAUUAUCCUGUUAAGGAGCAAAUCCCAACCCACAAGUAUGUGGUCUGAGCGGGUCACCGAAAGGUUUGGUAGUGUAAAAAAGUGACUUGCAGUUCUAUUCGGAUUUGGGAAGCAAUCCUAAAGAACAUCUCUGAACUUUAGGGCUAUUUUCCAACAUUGCAUGGAACUUAAGCAGCAGAUUUUCAUGUGAAUUGCAAUUUUGGGUGCGGUUUUCAAUUCACAUUGUACCGGGCAUGAGUAUUGGCAUUCUGGCGGGCGAGACAAAUUGGAUGCUGCCGGCUAUCGUCAUAUUUCACGGACUGCAAUCAAUAACGAUAAACACUUGAGUCGCAAAUCCAAUGUCCAGAAUCCUGUCCAACAACGGCAUGCAUAUGGAUGAGCCAAUAAAGAAAUCAACAAAGCAUGUCGGGCGAUUGAAAAAGUAUUGCAAAUACCCCGGAUAGCUGGGGAUUCGGACACGGAAUUGGACUCCAAUCCGGACAAUAUGCAAAUGCAGCUAAGCAGAAAAUAUUCAAGGACGAUCCAGCCCCACCCCCUUCAACAAACGCUCAAGUUUAUAUAUUCAUUUUGUGUCCCUCGUCCCGCGCAUAAAUUUUAUUGUUGUCAACAUUAAAUUCUAGUCGUGAAAAAC